GUAUGUCAAAGAUAGGGGAGAUAGAGAUUGACCAGAAGCUCUCUUUCCAAGAGCACAGGCUUGACACCAGCAGAGGUUUCAGGGACUUCAAGGAGGGCCUGAAAGAAGAAUACUCAGACAAGAGCUUCGCUGACUUCAAGGCAGAUAUGAAGAACAGCUUUACCAGUAGCCUGAACCAGAGCUUUGGAGAUUUGGAAACAAGUUCAAAUAAAGGUUGUGAUUUGGGGGAGCUGAGCUCAUAUGAUGUAGAGUGGGACUCCGACGGUCACCCUACUGGGGGGCGUUGGCCUCCCCUCGGAGCUCCUAACGAUGAUGAAGACAACCAGUCCCUCUACUCAUAUUCAGAAUAUAACUGGCAAAGGGGACAAAGUAGCAGAGGGGGGGCAAGGCUGGAGGAUGAUCGUCUGCAGCAGCUUGAAGAGGAACAGGAACAGCUCAACACAUCUCUCCUGGCCUUGACUUCACAUUUUGCCCAGGUGCAGUUCAGAUUGAAGCAGAUUGUAGAUGCUUCCCCAAUGAGAAAGAAAAACUCCUUCAUGAGCUUGAGGAGUUUGCCAACAGGGGGAUUCCAGACUUACGAGAGGCAAAUGCUCGGAGAAAGUCAACUGUGAGCGAGCACGUAAGUAUAGCUGUUGACUAGUGAAAUGAUCUUAUUUCUAGCUAUUUCUAUGGCUAGCUGACAAGUGUAGUUAGGCAUUGCUUAAAUGUGUGUGAUGA
This is a messenger RNA of Penaeus monodon (black tiger shrimp), 717 nucleotides long. RefSeq lists its product as uncharacterized. The transcript is spliced from 3 exons. The record is from RefSeq and is a predicted model, not a curated record. NCBI's taxonomy places the organism in Eukaryota, Metazoa, Arthropoda, Malacostraca, Decapoda, Penaeidae. Bases 3 to 611 code for a protein of 202 amino acids.